AUGGUCCACGGAACAAGUUCUCUAGACAAACUGUACGCGUCGGUACUCGCUCGUCGUGGCGAUCAGGGGCGUCUGCGUCGUCUCACCAUCACACCACCGGGCACUGUUGACUUUUCCUCCAACAGCUACCUGUCACUUUCGACAAACGCAGACAUAAAAUGUGCCUACCUUGACAAGAUCGAAUCGACGACCGAGGGAGAACUCGCCUUGGGGCCCGGCGGCUCACGGCUGCUGGAUGGGAACAGCGUCGCUGCCGAGUCGCUGGAACGUGCCAUUGCGGCUUUUCACCGCGCGCCGGCGGGGUUGCUCUUUAACUCUGGCUACGAGACCAACACGGGGCUCUUUAGUUGUGCAGCCCAGCCGGGCGAUGUCCUUGUGUACGAUGAGCUCAUCCAUGCGAGCGUGCACGACGGGAUGAGACUGAGCAAGGGCCGAAGGAUGCCGUUUGUGCAUAACUGUGUGAAAGACGAUAUUCCAGAUACAGGCCCCGCCAAGAUGAUCAAGGGCCUGGAUGAUGUGCUUGCGGAGCUUGUCCGCGGUGAGGAUGGCGAAAACUUCAGAAACGGACAGGCCAACGUGUUUGUGGCCGUCGAGAGCGUGUACAGCAUGGAUGGGGAUCUUGCCCCACUCGCGGAAAUUGUCGAGUGCGUCGAGGGGAGGUUUCCCAACCGGAAUGGGCACAUUAUAGUCGAUGAAGCCCAUGCCACAGGCUGGCUAGGGGACCGCGGACGAGGGCUUGUCUCUGAUCUGGGCUUGGAAGAUCGCGUGUGGGCAAGGGUGCACACAUUUGGCAAGGCUAUGGGAUGCAAUGGAGCCAUCGUUCUUUGCUCACCGACCGUCCGGGAGUAUCUCAUCAAUUAUGCCCGCAGCCUCAUCUACACAACGGCCAUGGCGUAUCCGCUUCUCGCCGCCAUCGGGACUGCCUACGAGUACUUGGCAGAUCAGAUUUGA
Emericellopsis cladophorae is the source of this 951-nucleotide messenger RNA. RefSeq names its product putative 8-amino-7-oxononanoate synthase-like protein. Gene Ontology annotation, molecular function: pyridoxal phosphate binding. The record is from RefSeq and is a predicted model, not a curated record. Lineage: Eukaryota; Fungi; Ascomycota; Sordariomycetes; Hypocreales; Bionectriaceae. Bases 1 to 951 code for a protein of 316 amino acids. The transcript is spliced from 3 exons. Gene Ontology annotation, biological process: biosynthetic process.